AUGGAUGAUCAUAAUGAAUUUCAAAUGACGACAUCUAAUUCGACAGAAUUUACAGAAACUGUCGGAUUUUCGGGAUAUUCUGACUUCCAUACCAUAGAUUGGCAAAAAGAUCUAGCUAGAGAUCGUAUGCGACAUCGGUACAUAAUAAAAAGAAGACAAAAUUCAUUGUGGGAAUUAAUUAAGGGAGCUCAUGAUGCACUUUCAGGCUGGCUUUGUGUAUUGCUUGUAGGUUUAGUGACGGGAUGUGUAGCAGGCGUGAUUGAUAUUGGUGCAAGUUGGAUGACUGAUUUAAAACAUGGAAUAUGUCCACAAGCAUUCUGGCUUAAUCGAGAACAAUGUUGUUGGUCAUCAAAUGAGACGACAUUCGAUGCUGGUAAUUGCUCACAAUGGGUGACAUGGUCAGAAAUAAUUGUAAGCGCUAAAGAUGGAUUUGGUGCUUAUAUAGUCAUGUACUUUUUCUACAUAUUUUGGGCGUUGCUCUUCUCAUCAUUAGCUGCUCUCUUAGUUAAAAACUUUGCACCAUAUGCAUGCGGCAGUGGUAUUCCUGAAAUUAAAACAAUCUUAUCUGGAUUCAUUAUUCGUGGAUAUUUAGGAAAGUGGACAUUAAUAAUUAAAUCUGUUGGUAUUAUACUUUCCGUAUCAGCUGGAUUGAGUUUAGGAAAGGAAGGUCCAAUGGUUCAUAUUGCAAGCUGUAUUGGAAAUAUUUUAUCAUAUCUAUUCCCAAAAUAUGGUCGAAAUGAGGCAAAAAAGCGUGAAAUCUUAUCAGCAGCAGCUGCGGCAGGCGUUUCUGUUGCUUUUGGAGCUCCAAUUGGUGGUGUUUUAUUCAGUUUAGAGGAAGUCUCAUAUUACUUUCCACUCAAAACACUUUGGAGAUCAUUCUUUUGUGCAUUGAUUGCUGCUUUCAUCCUUCGUUCCAUAAAUCCAUUUGGAAAUGAACAUUCCGUCUUAUUUUUUGUUGAAUACAGCAAACCUUGGAUCUUUGUCGAGUUAUUGCCAUUCAUUUUCCUUGGAGUCAUGGGAGGAUGUAUUGGAACGCUCUUUAUAAAAGCAAACAUUUAUUGGUGCAAGUUCCGUAAAUGCAGCAAAUUGGGUCAAUAUCCAGUCGCUGAAGUCAUAAUUGUUACUUUAAUAACAGCAGUAAUAGCAUUCCCAAAUCCAUAUACAAGAAUGAACACAAGCGAACUUAUAUACUUGCUAUUCAGUCAAUGUGGAAUAUCAAGUGGUGAUCCAAUUUGUGAUUAUAAGAGAAAUUUUACAAAUGUGAAUCAAGCAAUUGAAAUCGCAGCUGCUGGUCCAGGAGUAUAUCAUGCAAUAUGGCUUUUAAUAUUAGCAAUGAUAGUUAAACUUAUCAUGACAAUUUUUACGUUUGGAAUUAAAGUUCCUUGUGGUCUCUUCAUUCCAUCGCUGUGUCUUGGUGCAAUUAUGGGACGUAUUGUUGGUAUUGGCAUGGAACAGCUUGCUUAUAAUUAUUCCAAGAAUUGGAUAUUUUCCGGUGAAUGUACCCAAGGUGAUGAUUGUAUUCAGCCUGGAUUGUACGCAAUGGUUGGUGCUGCAGCUGUUUUAGGUGGUGUUACUCGAAUGACUGUGUCAUUAGUUGUAAUUAUGUUUGAACUUACUGGUGGUGUGAGAUAUAUUGUUCCUUUAAUGGCAGCUGCGAUGGCGUCGAAAUGGGUCGGAGAUGCUCUUGGUAGACAGGGUAUCUAUGAUGCUCAUAUAGCCUUGAAUGGCUAUCCGUUUUUGGAUAGCAAGGACGAAUUCCAGCAUACUACGUUAGCGGGUGAUGUUAUGCAACCAAAACGUAAUGAGGGACUUGCUGUUAUUACACAAGAUUCUUUGACUAUUGAUGAUAUUGAAGUAUUAUUAAAAGAAACAGAGCACAAUGGAUAUCCUGUCGUCGUAUCACGUGAAAAUCAAUAUUUGGUUGGAUUUGUUCUUAGAAAAGAUUUAAAUUUGGCAUUAGCAAAUGCUAAGAGGAAUUUCGAUGGCAUAUCUGGUCAAUCCUUAGUGAUAUUUACUAAUACCAGCAUAGUCCAGAAUCUCGGCCCAGCGCCUCUUAAAUUAAAGAAGAUUUUAGACUUGUCACCCAUAACAGUCACCGAUCAAACGCCAAUGGAAACUGUGGUGGAUAUGUUUAGAAAAUUAGGUUUACGUCAAAUUUUAGUCACACAUAAUGGUCGACUGCUAGGCGUAAUAACAAAGAAGGACGUAUUGAGGCACGUAAAGCAAAUGGAUAAUGAAGAUCCAAGUACGAUAUUAUUCAAUUAA
Molecule: messenger RNA, 2265 nt
Organism: Chironomus riparius
Lineage: Eukaryota; Metazoa; Arthropoda; Insecta; Diptera; Chironomidae
Source: the annotation of a GenBank genome assembly